Messenger RNA from Mesitornis unicolor (brown roatelo), 1023 nucleotides. Its product is annotated as olfactory receptor 5F1-like. Gene Ontology annotation, cellular component: membrane. Bases 16 to 1023 code for a protein of 335 amino acids. The record is from RefSeq and is a predicted model, not a curated record. The transcript has a single exon. Gene Ontology annotation, biological process: G protein-coupled receptor signaling pathway. Gene Ontology annotation, molecular function: G protein-coupled receptor activity; olfactory receptor activity. NCBI's taxonomy places the organism in Eukaryota, Metazoa, Chordata, Aves, Mesitornithiformes, Mesitornithidae.
GCAAUCAUUACCACAAUGAAAGAUAAGAUGCAGAGGGCCAACCUAUCAUCAGUAUCUGAAUUUGUUCUCAUAGGCCUUUCUGAUGCUCCACAAGUCCGUUUUCUUCUCUUUGUGCUGUUUCUGAUCAUUUAUUUGGCCACUAUUGCAGGCAACAUCACAAUCCUUGUUGCCAUUAGCACAGACACUCGUCUGCACAACCCCAUGUACUUCUUCCUUGGCAAUUUAUCCUUACUGGAUAUCUUAUGUCCCACUGUCACGGUGCCGAAGAUGCUGGAGGCCUUGCUGCUUGAGAACAAGGUGAUUUCAUUCACUGGCUGCAUGCUCCAGUUGUUUUUCCUCAUUGAUGCUGUAGGCACAGAGAUUUUUCUCUUGGCUGUGAUGGCGUAUGACCGUUACAUUGCAAUAUGUAAUCCGCUGCAGUACAUGAAUAUUGUGAGCAUGAAAGUGUGUGCUCACCUAGCCAUUGGCACCUGGGUAGUAGGAUUUUUGAAUUCUCUGUUGCACACAUCUUUGAUUUUUACACUCUCUUUUUGUGAUUCUAAUGAAGUUGACCAGUAUUACUGUGAUAUUGCUCCUAUGCUGGCCCUCUCCUGCUUGCCUACUUAUAGUAGGGAACUGGUAACUCUCACAGUUGCUGGGGUCCUCGGAAGCAGCGCCUUUGUGGUCACUCUUGUCUCAUAUAUCUACAUCCUGUUGGCUAUCCUGUGCAAGAACUCUUCUGAGAGCAGGCACAAAGCUUUCUCCACUUGCGGUUCUCACUUAGCAGUGGUAUGCCUUUUCUAUGGGACCACCAUUUGCUCAUAUGUACGGCCUUCCUCCACCUACUCACUAAAUCAGGAUAGGAUAGUUUCCAUGCUCUAUGGAAUCCUCACUCCCCUGCUCAACCCCAUAAUCUACAGCUUGAGGAACAAAGAAGUUAAAUGUGCCCUAAGAAGAGUGAUCAGCCAGGUAAGAACUGCUUUAACAAGACAAGAACAUCGCUCUCGGUCUCUGGCAUCCUCUGGAACCCCAGCAAUUGGAUAG